Molecule: messenger RNA, 1086 nt
Organism: Leptosia nina
Lineage: Eukaryota; Metazoa; Arthropoda; Insecta; Lepidoptera; Pieridae
Source: the annotation of a GenBank genome assembly
AUGGUUUCGGUUUAUCAAAGCGUGCGGAGUGGACCACCUGCUGAUGGUGGAGCCUCCGAGAUCGGUGUGUGUACAAACGCAACAGCCCCUAGCGUUUCUUCAAUCAACCGAAUAUUACGAAACAGGGCUGCGGAACGGGCUGCAGCAGAAUUCGCGAGAGCUGCUGGUUAUGGACUGUACGCAGCCCCACCACCUUACGGUAGCUUUCCGUGGGGUGGUAGCGGGGGGGUGUGGCCACCGGGCAGUCUACCGCUUCCGCCAGGUGUCCCGGCUCCUGGAGUAGGCGUACCGCACCCAGACGCAAUGAAGCAAGGCUUUCUUUCUUCAUCAGGGAGAGGACUCAUAGACGUAGACGGCGACGACUCUGGAUCUCUAGACGGGGAGCAACCAAAAUUUAGACGAAAUAGAACUACAUUCAGUCCAGAUCAGUUGGAAGAGCUCGAGAAGGAAUUUGAAAAGUCGCAUUACCCUUGCGUAUCGACGAGGGAGCGAUUGGCUUCAAAGACUUCGCUAUCUGAAGCCCGAGUACAGGUUUGGUUUUCCAACAGACGAGCCAAGUGGAGGCGCCACCAGCGCAUGAACCUCCUCAAGCGCGGUGGCGGGUCCCCCUCGCACCGCCUCCCCCACUCACCUUCCCGAUCCCGUUCGCGCUCUUUGUCCCCGACGCGUUUGUACCACGCUCCGCAAAUGGGCGGAGAGAAUAGCGCUUUCAAAGCGCUCGCCCAUCAGGAUACCAACGCCCUGAAGGCUCUAUCACAACACGCUCAGUUCGAAACGAACGCGCUAAAAGCCCUCUCGCAACAGACGUUCGACGCAAGCGCUUUCAAGCCACACCCUGGUCUGGAGACCAGCGCAUUCAAAGCUUUUGUACCAAAUUCAGCGGCUGCAGCGUUACUUGCAGCGCAGUCUAUCCAGCUAGCACGAGGCUACGAGUCGCAUUCAGAUUCUGACGAGGAAAUUAAUGUACACGAAAGCGAAGACGAGGGCGACAAACAAAAGAAUAAAGCUAGAUCCAGAUCGACAAGCCCGUGUCGACAACGACCUACCAAUGACGUACCCUUAGAGUUAACAAAACACGAUCGUUGA